UUCUGCUUCCCAUUGUUCUUUGCAUUUUCACCAUGAAGACCUCAGGGGUAUCUCUUGGCCUCUUCAACGCUCCAGUUCUCUGUCUCCUCUGGCUAACAAAGCAUGCUGUGGACUCAGUCCAGUUGUCGGCUCCAGAGGUGGUGACAGGAACAUACGGAGGAUCUGUGACAGUCUCUUGUCAGUACGACAGUCAGUUCAGAGACUACACAAAGUACUGGUGCAAAGGAUCGAUAUAUGAGCUGUGUGACAUAGUGGUGAAAACACCCAGGGGGCGACAAAAAGGCACAAGCUCCAUUGCAGAUGAUAAGGAGGCAGGAGUCUUCACUGUCACUAUCACUUCUCUCGGAGCGAGUGAUGAUGAUAUGUACUGGUGUGUCAUCGCCAGACAGGGAAGGAACAUCUUCAGCGGUGUCAAGCUCAGCGUCUCCAACACAGUGAUAACAACAACCACCACGACUAUUCCGGAACAAGAUGAAAUAAGUUGGUGGGCGACGCUGCGUUGGAUCCUCUUUAUUCUAAUGUUGUGUUGUUUGGUAUCAACACACAUCGCUGAGUGGAGGAUAACGACUGCAACAAAAAUACGGCGGCAUCAACAACUUCAAUUUGAAACAUCUGUGGUUGAAAGUUAUAGGUGAUAUAUUAUAUAAUUUAUACUGCAGGCUACAAAACUAUUCCUCCAGUGGACAUUCUAUCAGUGGGUGAAUUAAACUGAGAAAUAAACCAAAGUCAAAAAGUGGCUUUCGGCUUCUUUUUUUCUUAGUAUAAAUGAUUAAAACCUAAAUUAAUUCUGGUGCCAGGGCCUUGGAUAACUUUGGUUCCAACUUUUGAAUAUCCAAUCAUCUUAAAAUUGGCACCCCUGGAGAAGUGAGGCUUUUGGCUUUCAUUUAACAUAUUUUCAGGUCUUAUAUGGACAAUAGAGGUUGAUAAUUUAACCACCAAAAUCAGUCAGUGGUUUAGUGCUCCAAAGAUCUGAAACGUUGCAGAAACGCAAAAAUGAAGGCAAGGUAAUUUAUUUAUACUUGUAAAAAAUCCAUGGGAGGAAUCUGUGAAGUCUGAAAAGGAUUUGAUCUGUAAAAUGUGCUGCAUGGAUGUUUACGCUGUAAAAACAAGGAAAAGACACCAAAAGCCACAAUGCAGAGAUGUGUGGUGUGCGGACAUCUGCCCAAACUGCUGGCUGCUGCUCUUGCUUAAAGGGGUUUACCGGGCCCAGGUGUGUCCCAUGUCACUGAUUACCCUCCAAUAGCUCUGCAGCCACCAACGAACGGAGGAGGGACCGUCACAAAUCAAAGCUAAAUUAUAUUAAAAUCCCCCAGAAAAUGUGACUUAUUCUCUCAAAGAGGCACUGGUGAUUUGUCAACCUUGUCAAGCAGAUUUCAUUACCCUGCCGGUUGUAGCGGCAAGGUAUUGGAUAAUUGUGUCUGCUGGUCUGUGCUUUCAGAGAACAGCACAUAGAGCCGCAUAUAUUCACAGUUUUAUUAGACAAACCUGUACAAUCGAAUGCAAUAAUCCUUAUUUUUUGCAAAGCAAUGUUCAGUUUAUACCUGUCAAAGAGGUACUGAAGUAUUUAGUCUCCGGCAGUGCGUUAUUAGAUUGCAUUAUAUGUUGUUUUUGUUGUUCUGUCACCCUCAUGCAUGUAAAUGAGGGGGGAC
This is a messenger RNA of Anarrhichthys ocellatus (wolf-eel), 1649 nucleotides long. Its product is annotated as CMRF35-like molecule 3. The coding region runs from base 33 to 635 and encodes 200 amino acids. The transcript is spliced from 4 exons. Lineage: Eukaryota; Metazoa; Chordata; Actinopteri; Perciformes; Anarhichadidae. Gene Ontology annotation, cellular component: plasma membrane. Gene Ontology annotation, molecular function: transmembrane signaling receptor activity. The record is from RefSeq and is a predicted model, not a curated record.